AUGGAAGACGUUAAUAACGAAGCUAUCGAAAUCAAAAAGCAGAAGCUUGACCAUAGAAUGCAGAUACUCGUCACUGUGAGUGUGAUAUCAGUACUUGUCAUCAUGACAGGGGUAACAACUGUUGUCAUUGUUUUUAAUGUAGACAUGGAGCGAGAAAUGGGUGUAGAUGAUCCAGUGCAGAUAGAUGACGAGAUGACCGAAGUUCCCACAUUCAAGUUCAUUGAUCGCUCAGAAUGGGGGGCACGUGAUCCCGUUAGUAGAACCAACUUGGAUACGCCUGUGCAGUACGUUAUUGUUCACCACACCGCAAUGAAUCGCUGCUACACCAUGGAGGAAUGCAAAGCACAAAUGAGGGCUAUUCAGAAUUUUCACAUGGAUGUACGCAAAUGGAAUGAUAUAGGGUAUAACUUUUGUGUUGGUGAUGAUGGUAAUGUUUAUGAAGGACGUGGUUGGGAUACGGUAGGCGCUCAUGCUACGUGGUAUAACAAUUACUCCAUAGGUAUCUGUGUUAUGGGUGAUUUUACUGACACUUUACCAUCGGAUGCCGCAAUGAAAACAGUGCAGUCACUUAUCAAGUACUGUGUUGAAAAUAACAAAGUGAUAGACGACUAUAUACUAUACGGUCAUCGACAAGUACGUCGUGAAGGUACAACAUGCCCCGGUGAUACAUUCUUUGACCGUGUAAAGACCUGGCCACAUUGGGUGCCGGGACAACACUUUCCUCCAACCAAAUGA
Messenger RNA from Saccoglossus kowalevskii, 735 nucleotides. Its product is annotated as peptidoglycan-recognition protein SC2-like. Gene Ontology annotation, molecular function: zinc ion binding; N-acetylmuramoyl-L-alanine amidase activity. Gene Ontology annotation, biological process: peptidoglycan catabolic process. NCBI's taxonomy places the organism in Eukaryota, Metazoa, Hemichordata, Enteropneusta, Harrimaniidae. The record is from RefSeq and is a predicted model, not a curated record.